AGAGCCACGUCACCGCCCGCGUGCGCCAGCCGGUCAAAUAAAACCAUCCGCCUCAAGCCAACGGUCAGGAGAAGAAGCAUCAGUGGAGGUUAACAAGAGGUGUUUUGACUUCUCUUCACUACUUUCUGAUAUAGCAACUUAAAGCCAUGAACGGAAUGAUUCUCCAGCUCAGCCGCAGCCUGAGCCGUGCUGCCCCUGUUCUCCGUCGCAGCAUCCACUCUGGCACGCGUCCGGCCUCAACCGCCGCCUCCAAACUGAAGACUGAGCGUCCGCUCACCUCGGAGGAAAUCUACGCCCGUGAGGACAAGUACGGAGCGCACAACUACCAUCCCCUGCCCGUGGCUUUAGACAGAGGCGAGGGCAUCUAUGUGUGGGAUGUGGAGGGCAACAGAUAUUACGACUUCCUGAGUGCGUACAGCGCUGUAAACCAGGGCCACUGUCACCCAAAGAUCGUAGCUGCACUCAACGCGCAGGCCUCCAAACUCACCCUGACUUCCAGAGCAUUCUACAACGAUGUGCUGGGAGCCUAUGAGGAGUUCGUCACCAACAUGUUUGGCUAUGACAAAGUCUUACCCAUGAAUACAGGUGUUGAAGGUGGUGAGACGGCCUGCAAGCUUGCCCGCAAGUGGGCUUACAAUGUAAAAGGGGUUCCCAAAAACAAAGCCAAAAUCAUUUUUGCUGAGGGAAAUUUCUGGGGACGCACCAUGGCAGCCAUCUCCAGCUCCACGGACCCCAGUAGUUACGAAGGUUUCGGUCCCUACAUGCCAGGCUUUGAGCUUGUCCCAUACGACGACAUCCCUGCACUCGAGAAAGCCCUUCAAGACCCAAAUGUUGCAGCUUUUAUGGUUGAGCCCAUCCAGGGGGAAGCUGGGGUGGUGGUGCCUGAACAGGGCUACCUGACCAAAGUCAGAGAACUUUGCACCAAACACAAUGUGCUGUGGAUUGCUGAUGAAGUGCAGACAGGCUUGGCAAGGACCGGCCGGCGCCUGGCUGUGGACCACGAGGAAGUUCGUCCAGAUGUGGUGAUUCUGGGCAAAGCUCUUUCUGGAGGAGUUUACCCUGUAUCUGCAGUGCUGUGCGAUGAUGAGGUAAUGCUGACCAUCAAGCCUGGGGAACACGGGUCCACAUAUGGAGGUAACCCCGUGGCCUGCCAGGUUGCUAUCGCUGCACUUCAGGUGAUGGAGGAGGAGAAGCUGGCAGAGAACGCUCAAAGGAUGGGAGAGCUGCUGCGGUCCGAGCUGAGAAAACUGCCCAAAGACAUCGUGACUACAGUCAGAGGAAAAGGCCUCCUCAACGCAGUCGUCAUCAAAGAGACCAAAGACUAUGACGCCUGGAAGGUGUGCUUACGCCUUCGUGACAACGGACUGCUGGCAAAGCCCACCCAUGGUGACAUCAUCCGCCUGGCCCCUCCCCUCAUCAUCAAAGAGCACGAGCUGCGCGAAUGUGUCGACAUCAUCCAAAGAACCAUCAUGUCCUUCUAAACCUCCUCCUUCAUUCAACUAUUCAGCAAUGCACAGCCAACCUGCAAACUGCUCCACAUCCACAGCUGAAGCUACGGUCAUUUAUUCGCUAUUUUUCUGUUUUAUCUGUUUUUCAAAGUUCAGUGAUCUUUGAGGGUUACUAGUGUAGAGACUGUGUGAGAUUACACUGACACUUUUGUGCAGAAAAGCUGCUGUAAAGGAACAGGUUCUGUUAGGAUGCCCCAGGAAAAGACUGCAAGACAAGUGGGAAACAUCAGUGUUUUAUUUUAAAUGUUAAAUAUCUUCUUGAACAAUCAAUGUGCUGUUUCAAUGAAACAUUUUUUAAAAUCAGUGAAGCAGUCUGAAGUUACAAAGGCAUACGGUUUACAUUUUAAUAGACUCCAGUUAGUCUACUAUACUACUGCUGUCUGAUAAUGUUCACCUUGUGAAUCAGGUCUUGUUACACAGGAGAGCGGUUAGUCUGGGUAUUUUCUAAUCUCAAGAAAUAUCAUUAGAAGGCUUGAAAUGUAUAUAAGGGUCUGUAAACUUUUUGGAACUGCGCUAAAAUGAUUUUAGUAUUCAUUUCCAAUUAUGGUCACCUAUGUAGCAGUGUCGUUUUAAUUUAACAUAAUUUAUGACGUGUUCCUGUGGAAGAAUGACUUUCUGGCUCUUUAUGCUGUAUAAUUUGUUAUAUUUUAUUUCUACAAGCAAUGUGUUGAAGGCUGAUUAAUGAGUGUUAGGACUCAUGCUGCCGGCAAAGCUUUGGUUUUAAAUAUUUACAGUACAGUAUCUGUACAUCGUUUCAUUGAACUUUCUGAUGAAUGUUUUAUCCGUUAUAAAAUAAUGUAAAUAUUGUCUUUUCAGAGGCAAUAUCACCUUUUAAGCUGUUACAUAAUCCGUUGCCCACCAGUAAAAUAGUGCAGUCGUA
Larimichthys crocea (large yellow croaker) is the source of this 2388-nucleotide messenger RNA. It is a transcript of the gene oat, whose product is annotated as ornithine aminotransferase. The transcript has 10 exons. Bases 147 to 1481 code for a protein of 444 amino acids. The record is from RefSeq and is a predicted model, not a curated record. Gene Ontology annotation, cellular component: cytoplasm. Gene Ontology annotation, molecular function: pyridoxal phosphate binding; L-ornithine transaminase activity; identical protein binding. NCBI's taxonomy places the organism in Eukaryota, Metazoa, Chordata, Actinopteri, Sciaenidae.